Molecule: messenger RNA, 1272 nt
Organism: Anastrepha obliqua
Lineage: Eukaryota; Metazoa; Arthropoda; Insecta; Diptera; Tephritidae
Exons: 2
Coding region: 6-929 (307 amino acids)
Source: RefSeq, a predicted model, not a curated record
UAAGAAUGCAAGCGCAUCGUGCAGCAAGAAAUGUUAAUGAAAAUGCACAAAGACGACAACAAGCAGCACGAAUGAAUGUUAAUAUUGAUUUGAACGGUGCUGGAUUUCAAUAUAACAAUGCCAUUGAUUAUAGUUUGCAUAAAUUUGUGGUUAUUGGCGCAAUGGACAAAAUAUGUCAAUAUUGUAAUGCAGUGAAAUUUAAAACUGAACCUCCUGGAAUGUGUUGUACUUCUGGGAAAGUACGACUACCAGAAUUACAAUAUCCACCAGAACCAUUAGCUUCACUGCUUUCUGGCUCAACACCUCAAUCAAAACAUUUUUUGGAUCACAUUCAAAUGUACAAUUCAUGUUUUCAAAUGACGUCUUUUGGCGCGACGAAUAUAAUAAGAGAUAAUUUUAUGCCGACCUUCAAGAUACAAGGGCAAAUUUACCACAAAAUCGGUUCCUUGCUGCCAUUCCCAGAUGCUAACUAUCAAUUUUUGCAAAUUUAUUUCCUUGGCAAUAAUCAAAAUGAAGUCGAUACACGUUGUGCAUUUUUUAAAAGUGCCAGAAGAUUGAUAAUUGAAGAAUUGCAAGCAAUAUUUCAUGAACAUAACGAAUUGGUUACUACGUUUAAGACAGCACUUGAUCAAAUGCAAUCUGAUGAUCAUAAAAUUGUGAUUAGAGCUGAAAGAAGACCGAUCGGUGAACACGAACGAAGAUUUAAUGCACCGCUUAAUAAUGAAAUUGCUAUUGUGAUUGUUGGUGAAGAGUUUCAAUCACGUGAUAUUGUAUUGCGCCGAAGAAAUAAUCAAUUACAACGUGUAUGCGAAACGCAUCGCAGUUACGACGCACUACAAUAUCCAAUUUUAUUUUGUCGAGGCGAAGAUGGAUACUCUGUCAAUAUAAAAAUGGUUGAUCCAGCAAAUCCACGUGAGUUUUUGGAUUAAUGAUGAUUUUCAAUAAUUUUCUGUGUCAUGUUUUAUCAUUAUAUUUCUUUGCUUUUUUUUCAGAACGUCAAGUAAAUAAAAACGUAAGCGCCAUGAACUAUUAUGCAUAUAGAAUCAUGAUACGACAAAACCAGGAAAAUCAUAUUUUGAAAGCUCGAAAACUAUUUCAUCAAUAUAUCGUAGAUAUGUAUGCAAAGAUAGAAACAGAACGUUUGAAUUUCAUUCGAUUUAAUCAAAGGAAGUUGCGCUCAGAAGAGUAUAUCCAUCUCAGAGAUGCGAUCAAUAAUGACAGAAAUGUAAACAAUAUUGGACAAAUGGUAAUUUUACCAUCGACCUAUACAGG